Messenger RNA from Trametes versicolor FP-101664 SS1, 306 nucleotides. RefSeq lists its product as uncharacterized. The record is from RefSeq and is a predicted model, not a curated record. NCBI's taxonomy places the organism in Eukaryota, Fungi, Basidiomycota, Agaricomycetes, Polyporales, Polyporaceae. The transcript has a single exon. The coding region runs from base 1 to 306 and encodes 101 amino acids.
AUGGAGGCGCUCGUGCUCCGCGACGGGCUCUCCCCACUCCAUGACCAGGCAGCAGCGGGAGCAGUGGCACCGACCGUGCCAGAAAGCGUCUACGCCUUCCUCGCCGCGAUGAGGCCGUCGAUGACACGGCAUGCGCCCGUCUUUGCCGCGCUGGGGAUCGACGUCGUCCACCUGCCGAUGGCCGCCCUAGCGCGGCUCGAGACGGAGCCGUACGGCGAGUUCGAGCAAGCCCUUCUCGCGAAGGGUGUGCCGUGGGCAGAUGCGUUCUUGAUCGAGGUUGCGCUCAAGACGCGGAUUCUUUCUUAA